Messenger RNA from Balaenoptera musculus (blue whale), 4861 nucleotides. RefSeq names its product inositol hexakisphosphate kinase 1 (gene IP6K1). The record is from RefSeq and is a predicted model, not a curated record. Lineage: Eukaryota; Metazoa; Chordata; Mammalia; Artiodactyla; Balaenopteridae. Gene Ontology annotation, biological process: phosphatidylinositol phosphate biosynthetic process; inositol phosphate biosynthetic process. Gene Ontology annotation, cellular component: cytoplasm; nucleus. Gene Ontology annotation, molecular function: inositol hexakisphosphate kinase activity.
GCCAUCUUGUUGUUGAUCCGUACCUAGUGGGCAGCGCCGGGAGGUGGUCCGAGCGGCCGGUGUGGGGCCGCUGCUGCGGGGCUCAGCCACCUGCGCUGCCUGCCAGGGGGCGGGUCGAAACCUGGAGGCCCGGGGGGCCCAGCUCCCGUGGGGAGCCGUGGGCGCCCGCUGCCUGGGCCGGCCGGUGAGUGACAGAAGCCGGGCCGAAAGACCGGCCUGACGCCGCGGGGCGGGCGGCGGCGGGCGCGGGGUUGGAGCUGGCGCGCGCAGGGAAGGGGUAUCGGCUGAGCAUCGCUCGAUCGUCCUGACGGGCCGCCCGUGGAGCCUCCUAGAUGCUGCUGCCGAGGUCGGAGGACGGCCUCGGGGUGGAGGUCCGAGAGCCCCGCUCCCGAGGUGUAGCGGGAAACUAGUUACUGUGACUACAGCCCUGGGCUCCGCUGACCCGCAGCGCUGAAACGUGUCCAGUGCCAGCUUGAUGCUCUCCGGGGUCUUGUGUUGUUCCCAGGAGAGAAGAAUAAGCUGAACAGACUCUGACCGUUGGUUUUCAGCUCGCCAGGACCUUCUACCUAGCUCUCCUUUCGUGGCUCAUGUGCUGCAUCCUCUGCUCUCAGUGUGCAACUGGCCCCCAACGCAAUGUGUGUUUGUCAAACCAUGGAAGUGGGGCAGUAUGGCAAGAACGCAAGUCGGGCCGGAGACCGGGGAGUCCUCCUGGAGCCCUUCAUCCACCAGGUUGGCGGACACAGCAGUAUGAUGCGCUACGACGACCACACUGUGUGCAAGCCCCUCAUCUCCCGGGAGCAGCGCUUCUACGAGUCUCCUCCCGAAAUGAAGGAGUUCACCCCUGAGUACAAAGGAGUGGUGUCAGUCUGCUUUGAGGGGGACAGUGAUGGUUACAUCAACUUGGUGGCCUACCCUUAUGUGGAAAGUGAGACCGUGGAGCAGGAUGACACACCAGAGCGGGAGCAACCUCGGCGUAAGCACUCUCGCCGGAGCCUGCACCGGUCAGGCAGUGGCAGUGACCACAGGGAGGAGAAAGCCAGCCUGUCCCUUGAAACCUCAGAGAGCCCCCAGGAGGCAAAGACUCCGAAGGUGGAGCUGCACAGCCACUCGGACGUCCCUUUCCAGAUGCUGGAUGGCAACAGCGGUCUGAGUUCUGAGAAGAUCAGCCACAACCCUUGGAGCCUGCGCUGUCACAAACAGCAGCUGAGCCGCAUGCGCUCCGAGUCCAAGGACCGAAAGCUCUACAAGUUCCUCCUGCUUGAGAACGUGGUGCACCACUUCAAGUACCCCUGUGUGCUGGACCUGAAGAUGGGCACCCGGCAGCAUGGUGAUGAUGCAUCAGCUGAGAAGGCAGCCCGGCAGAUGAGGAAGUGCGAGCAAAGUACGUCGGCUACGCUGGGUGUCCGAGUCUGUGGCAUGCAGGUGUACCAGCUGGACACGGGGCAUUACCUCUGCAGGAACAAGUACUAUGGCCGUGGGCUCUCCAUCGAAGGCUUCCGCAAUGCCCUCUAUCAGUACCUGCACAAUGGCCUGGACCUGCGGCGUGACCUUUUUGAGCUCCUGAGCAAACUGCGGGGCCUGAAAGCUGUACUGGAGCGGCAGGCCUCCUACCGCUUCUACUCCAGUUCCCUGCUUGUCAUCUAUGAUGGCAAGGAGUGCCGGUCUGAGUCCUACCUGGACCGCCGGUCUGAAAUGCGUAUCAAGCACCUGGACACAGGGCUCCCUGAGGUGGCACCAUCCUGUGGCCCUAGCAAGCCCAGCAGCACCAGCCCCGAGGUGGGCCCCUCCUCUCCACCCAAGGUGGAUGUCCGCAUGAUCGACUUUGCACACAGCACAUUCAAGGGCUUCCGAGAUGACCCCACUGUGCAUGAUGGGCCUGACCGAGGCUAUGUGUUUGGCCUGGAGAACCUCAUCAGCAUCAUGGAACAGAUGCGGGACGAGAACCAGUAGGCCCAGCUCUGGGCUUCCAGAACCCCUUCCUCUCCACCCUCAGGCAGGGACCAUUGCUCUGAACUCGCCAUGAGGACACACAGACUUGCUUUUAAAAGGGUUAUAUUUCUCUUUGGUGUAAACUAAAAGAAAUGUUUUUAGCUGUAGCCUGGAAUCCAUAUAUAUAAAGUGAAGGAGGGCAGAACACAUCCUCUCAGCCAGGCUUCCUAGCUCUGUGGUUCUGACUGCUGUGUCCAGGCUGACUUAGGAAGGAGGAGAUGCCCCUGGUGGGCUUGGCAGCAGGGACAGGUUGCCCUUGGACAUUGGUUUCUCUUGCUUAGGUCUUUGGGGUCUGUGGCUGCAGGGUCCUGCUAGUUGUGGGGUGAAGCCCUGGGUUGGCUCAGGGCCCCUCCGUGCUCACUCAUCCCUUGUUCCUCAGUAGUAGAGGGUUGGGUGCCCAUCUCUUGGGGGACUUUGUAACUUGUGUUGUGAGUAUCACCCAGGUCUGUAACAGAUGUCCCCAGGGCACCACAGGGCCAACUGCAGACAGCUGGACCCUUCUCGGUUCUGACCUUGGCAUGAGGCUAGAUUCAUGAAGCUGUGCUGAAGCCAGCAAUGGCAGAGGGCAGGCCCUGGGAUCCCUAGGCCCUACUUGGCACUUGAACCUGCUCCUCCUCCUGCCUGCACAGCCAGCCAGCGUUUUCUCACCAAGAUCCCUUGCCUAAGGAGGCCAUCCCCUCUUGCCCCACUGGAGGGGGCCCUGCUCUGUUUGCUGAGGAGAGUCAAUGUUCCAGCAGGUCUCAGGGCCUCUGAUGGCUCUGACCCAGCUAGUAUUUGCAGUCCUUGUGCUGUGGGUAGGAGUCCUCUUCCUCUAGCUUGGGCAGCUGUGCUGCCUUGGAUGGGCUGCUCCUUCCAGGGCUCAAAGGCUGUGGUCCGCUCAGGGUCUCACCUCUCCCCAGGCCAAGCUCAAGGCAGCAGCCCACUGUGAGGAGCUCCAGGCUUGUGAGGGAGAACUUUAAGCUUGUUUGCUUAUAGGGACAUUGGGCGCUGGGUGCAGGAGCCCAGAUUCUGCUAAUGAGAGUUUUGUCUUAUCAGUACUGGGGUCCAUCAGUCUGUCCAUUUGUCCAUCUGCCAGCUCCUGUGAUCUUUCCCCUGGGUGUAGCCUUGUCAUUAGUAAAUAUUGAUUUUCUUCAUGCUUCCCUCAGCAAAAUAUUCUCUUUACCAUUUCUGAGGUGAGCUUUUGCCCCUGUGCCCUUCCUCAGCAGGUGCUACCUUUUUUAAAAGAACUGGUAGCAAAAUGAAUUGGAGGAGGUGUUUCUCUGCUGGCCCAACACCCUCUCUGUGAGCCUGGAGUGUGGCCCCGUCAACACUCAACACUGACAGUGGCACAGUGAAGGCCCAGGGGGUGACCCAUUCCUUGCUCAUAACUUUUGCUGCCAGCCCUUAAUGGCACAGAGACCUGCCAUCUCUAACACUUGUGGCCAGGUGAUACUGCACUCACCUAGCCAUUGCUGAGGUUAGUGCCCUCACCUCUGAGUCUAGGGCCACUGUCAUUGUCACUUUUGGCAUGUCCCUAUUUGGGCAUUAAUGAUAAGCCUGCCAGCCUGUGUCUCUGAGAGGCCUUGAUAACUGAUGGACUAAUUUCCUGGUCCUUAGAGAUGCAGCCUCACACAUCUUAAAUGGGCUCCUUGAUGGGAUCCCAUCUCUCUCGGCCCUCUGACCCUGGUGCCAUUGGUGGGCAGGUUCCCAUUCCUUGGGGCUAGGAGGGGCAGCUUGCCUGUUUCUGGUCAGUAAUGACCAUCUUCUGUACUAUUCUGUGGCUUCCCCCAUGGGGGCAGUGGCUCUUCAUUAGUGUGGAUAGUCAUUUCCUGGCAAGGCAGGGGCCAGAGCAAAGGGUCUGGGGCCACUUGGGACCCACUUGAUGGCACCUCUCCAGCCUGGGGAUGUGCUGUGCUUCCUGAGUUUGUAUAUUAUGGGAGAUGCUGCCCCCAUUCCGCUCUUCAUCGCGAGAGAGGCUGUACUGACUUAAAUUCAGUGUUUGCCUGGCACUAAAAGAGCAGGGCUGGGAUUUGCUGCUUCUCCCCCAGGGCAGGGUCCCUUCUUUUCAGCACUUUUGAACACUUGGGAGACACAGCCCUGUUAUCUGGUGGGUGGUGGGCAUGUGUGUCUGCACACGCUCUUUGCCACCAUUUCACCCUGUUCCAUGCUAGAGAGCCCUGUCCCUGCCAGGCCCUGCCUUCCCAGCCCCAACUUGGGACCAAAGUGCAAGAUGGGAUCACGGGUUGGGGCGUUCAAGCGACCCCGCUCUGUAGUGCUUCCCUGGGCGAAGUCGACACCAGCCCCCUAGCGGGUGGAUGGCGGUGCUUAAAGAGGAAGGGGACCAGUUUUGCAACUUGGCAGGGACCCCACGCCUCCCUCACAUCCGGGCCUGUACAGUGGGCGUGGGGAUUCUCCUUAAGGGGCCAAAGGCCUGGGCUAGUUCGUAGCCUCUGCUCACUUGCUCACAUCCCGCCACGUGCACCACUCCCCCCCCCCCCAGAUGCAGAUUGCUUGAACUUUAAAACUGUUCAAUUUGGUUUUGUUUGUGCCGAUUUAAAAUAUGUUUUAAUGGGGAAAAGUUUGGGGAGAACCGUGGGAAGGGCCUGGUUCCUUUGCUUCUCGAGGAACUGCAAGGCCUCGCCUGGAGGACCGCUCUCUACUCCACUUUCCUGGAAGCUGCCUAAGCCUGUCCACGCCGCCCGAGCCCUGCGCCCGGAUAUGACACGUGGCUCUGGUCGCGUCUGGGCGCGGUUGCGUUUUCUCGGGACCUUGCGUGCAGGGGAGGGGGGUGCUCUGGCCUUGGGCCGAGCCCGCCCCUUUCUGUACACCUAGCGCUGCCCGCCCCGCUUGUGUCUGAGGUCGUGUAUGUCAAAAUAAAGCCGCUAGAAACCGA